CGGCGGCGGAGCUGCCUGUGUGUGCCUAAUAGGAAAUAGUAAAAGCAGUGAGGCAGGUCAGUCAGUCGGGCAGCGAUUAGAUCCCAGCUCCGGACCUCACCAGCGCUGCCGUCCGCAGUGGUGGCAGGGGCAGCGGCGGCGGGCCGGCUGAGUAAAGUAGGAGUAAGGAAGGAGUAGCGAGGCAGUGGUUCGUGGGCUUCGGCUGGCCCAGCUGCUGCUGCUGCUGCUCCUCCUUCUCUUGCAGCUGCUGGUGGUGGCGCCUCCGCUCGCCGCCCCCCCUGCCGCCGCCCUCCGAUGAGCUCCUACUUCGUCAAUCCGCUCUACUCCAAGUACAAAGCGGCGGCGGCGGCGGCAGCUGCGGCGGCAGGAGCAGCAGGAGGAGGAGGGGGCGAGCAGCCCAUCAAUCCCGCUUACUACGACUGUCACUUUGCGCCCGCCGCGGCCGCGGCCGCCCUGCUCUACGGGAACAGCGCGGCUGCAGCGGCCGCCGCCGCCGCCUCGGGCUUCUCCCCUCCGCAGCCCCCACCUGGGCCUGGCUCGGGCGGCAGCGGCCCGGAAUACUACCAUCACCAGCAGCACCACGGGCACCACGGGCACCUAGCCGGAGGAAGCCCCUCAGCCUACCACCACCACCACCACCACCACCCGCCGCCGCCUCCUCUGGCCCCGCAGGGCCCCUGCGCCGGCCUGCCUUGUCCGGGAGAGCCUGCCAAGUUUUACGGAUACGAUAACUUACAGAGACAGCCGAUUUUUACGACACACCAAGAGGCCGAGCUGGUCCAGUAUCCUGACUGUAAAUCGUCCAGUGCUAAUAUUGGCGAGGACCCAGAGCACUUAAAUCAGGGCGCGUCUCCUUCUCCAAUGUUCCCCUGGAUGAGACCACAAGGUUGGACGCGAGCGAAACCCCCGCUUCCCUUUGCCUUUGGCGCCGCGGCAACCCAGUCGCUGCCUCCUUUCUUUCUUCUCUUUCUUCUCUUUCUUACUUUCCUCUCCUGCCUUUGUUACAGCAGCCCCAUUUUCCCUCUGCGCGUCUCAAGCCUUUCCUCUCCAAAACAAAUUACAACCCAGCAUCUAUCCCUAAAUUCAGAUCCCCGCUUUUCUCUUUCUUUCUUUCUUUCUCUCUCUCUCUCUCUCUCUCUCUCUCUCUCUCUCUCUCUCUCACCUAUAAUUAACAUGCAAUUAUUGCGGGUCUGGUAUAACUUCCAGGUUCCAGCACAUUUUCCACGAUUCCCUCCACCCCCUCCGAUAAUCAACCCCACCACGGACUGGAGGCCGUUAAGCCACAAAUGUUUUGAAUCGUGGGAUGAAACAAACAAACAAAUAAUUCGACCACUUUUUAGAAGUAGUCUCCUUUCAGGGAGGUGCUGCUGUGGCGCGUUAAGCGCAAGCGAGGCAAACAACCCUAGACCAGAUAACUCGGAGUACUUUGAUUUAAAGGGGAUUCCUCAACCUCCUCUCUGGAGAGGAAGCCCUGCUGAGUGCAGUGGGAUUUAUUUCUGGAUAAACGUGCCUGCGCUAAAUUUGUUCGCUGGAAUACAGCUGGAUCGAAUAGACUUGCCUUAGCCUCUGGUCAUGCAGUAGAAAGUACAUCCCACGGAGUUAGAUGACAUUUAUUCCCUAGGGCGUCACGAAGACCCCCGUGGGACUUAUUUCCCAGUAAACCAGUUUAGGAUGUUCUCCAGAUCUCUAAGCACGCGUCGUGUGCGCGCGCGGGAGGGGGGGGCAUUCUACUUGUUUUCAGUUUAUUUGUGGGGUUUCGUUUCGUUUUAAAGAAACGCUGUGCUUUUUUGUUUCGUCUCAAAUAGCAGCUCCUGGUAGGCGGAGAGGGAGACAGACCUACAGCCGCUUCCAGACUCUCGAGCUGGAGAAGGAGUUCCUUUUUAACCCCUACCUGACCAGGAAAAGGCGGAUCGAGGUCUCCCAUGCCCUCGGACUCACGGAGAGGCAGGUCAAGAUCUGGUUUCAGAACAGGAGGAUGAAGUGGAAAAAGGAGAACAACAAAGACAAGUUCCCAGCCGGCAGGCAGGAGGGGAAGGAAGGAGAGGAGGCCAAGACAGAAGUCCAGGAGGACCUUCUAGAAGAAGGAGCAGAAGGCCCGACGAAUUGAAGGUUCUCCUUGGCCAAAGACAAUGCCUGGGAGAGCGGGCGCGCGAGGGCACCAGCGGCCUCUCCUCCCGGCCUUCACGGGUCUUACUCAGGCACCUUUUUCACAAGGGCCCGACCUUGUCAGUCUGUUUGUUUUUUAAAGCUACCUUAUGAUGUUUCUGUACUUAGCUGAGAGUUUUAUUUUAUUUGUUACUGCACCCGGGGCGCCCUAAGCCGAGUCCCAGCUGGCUGCUGCUGCUGCAUCUUUCUCCAUUUCGCCCUUCACGUGGAAUUUGAUACGGAAAACUAUAUAGCAAUUUUGUACGCGUCCCCUCCUCGGUCUUUUUCUUCCUUCCUUUCUCUCCUCUCCUGUCCCCAAGCACAGAAAAGCCAAAGCCCAACCCAAAUGCUCGAAUCAAGCAAGUGCACUUGUAAUCUCAAAACUUUUCUUCCAAAUUAUUUCUUGUAAAGUAAAUUAAUUUAGACAUUAUAAUGAUUUUUUUUGCGGGGGUGUGGGAAAGGGGGAAGAAGAAGGGAGAUAUUUUAAUGGCACAUUGAUACUGAAUGAUCGGUAAUUGAUCGAAAUAAAGCAAAAGUGAUUCCACUGU
Messenger RNA from Podarcis lilfordi (Lilford's wall lizard), 2693 nucleotides. The record is from the annotation of a GenBank genome assembly. Lineage: Eukaryota; Metazoa; Chordata; Lepidosauria; Squamata; Lacertidae.